AUUUGUUUAGGGUUGAAUGUGGCAGUGCGGCGCCUUGUGAGUGCUAUAUAUAAUGAAGAGUGUUUGCGAAACCCUCGUUCAUAGUUCUUCUCUAACUCUCUCACUGUAGCACUGCUGUUGAAGCUGCAAACGAUGUCGCAUCGGAAGUUCGAGCACCCGAGGCACGGUUCCCUUGGAUUUCUUCCAAGGAAGCGAGCUUCUCGUCAUCGUGGAAAGGUGAAGUCUUUCCCAAAAGACAAUCCUAAUCAACCAUGCAGGUUGACUGCCUUUGUGGGCUACAAGGCUGGAAUGACCCACAUUGUCAGAGAAGUUGAGAAACCCGGAUCAAAACUUCAUAAGAAAGAAACAUGUGAAGCUGUCACUAUAAUUGAAACUCCUCCGUUGGUUGUUGUUGGAGUUGUGGGAUAUGUGAAGACACCACGUGGCCUUCGUACACUGAAUACUGUUUGGGCUCAGCAUCUAAGUGAAGAAGUCAAGAGACGAUUUUAUAAGAAUUGGUGCAAAUCUAAAAAGAAGGCUUUUACCAAAUAUACAAAGAAGUAUGAAACGGAGGAAGGAAAGAAAGAUGUUGAAUCUCAGCUUGAGAAAUUGAAGAAGUAUUCAACUGUCAUUCGUGUUCUUGCUCAUACUCAGAUAAGGAAGUUGAGGGGUCUGAAACAGAAGAAAGCACAUUUGAUGGAGAUCCAAGUUAAUGGUGGAACAGUAGCACAGAAGGUGGACUACGCAUACAGCUUCUUUGAGAAGCAAAUCCCAGUGGAUGCAGUUUUUCAGAAAGAUGAGAUGAUUGAUAUCAUUGGUGUGACUAAGGGUAAGGGUUAUGAAGGUGUGGUGACUCGUUGGGGUGUUACUCGACUACCUCGCAAGACUCACAGAGGUCUUAGGAAGGUUGCUUGUAUUGGUGCCUGGCACCCUGCCCGUGUUUCUUUCACUGUUGCCAGGGCUGGUCAGAAUGGUUAUCAUCAUCGAACUGAGUUGAAUAAGAAGAUCUACAAAGUUGCCAAGACUGGCCAAGAGUCACAUGCUGCCAUCACUGAAUUUGACAGGACUGAGAAGGAUAUUACCCCAAUGGGUGGGUUCCCACAUUAUGGUGUGGUGAAGGAUGAUUACAUUAUGGUGAAGGGAUGCUGUGUUGGACCCAAGAAGAGGGUUCUCACUCUUCGUCAGUCCCUUCUCAAACAGACAUCUCGGGUUGCUCUGGAAGAGAUCAAACUCAAGUUCAUAGACACCUCUUCCAAGUUUGGACAUGGACGAUUCCAGACCACUCAGGAGAAACAAAAGUUUUAUGGUCGAUUGAAGGCAUAAAAAUCUUCAUUUUACUGUAUUAGUCUCAACAAUUUUUGCAGCAAACGAAUAUUGUAUUUUUUUUAUAUAUUUUCUUUUAAAAUUUCAAUAUUGUUAAGAUAACUUCUGUUUAUCUAUUAAUCGAUUCAGCUUAUUAUUUGCCA
Vigna radiata var. radiata (mung bean) is the source of this 1445-nucleotide messenger RNA. Its product is annotated as 60S ribosomal protein L3. Gene Ontology annotation, cellular component: cytosolic large ribosomal subunit; ribosome. NCBI's taxonomy places the organism in Eukaryota, Viridiplantae, Streptophyta, Magnoliopsida, Fabales, Fabaceae. The record is from RefSeq and is a predicted model, not a curated record. Gene Ontology annotation, molecular function: structural constituent of ribosome; RNA binding. Gene Ontology annotation, biological process: ribosomal large subunit assembly; translation. Bases 133 to 1302 code for a protein of 389 amino acids. The transcript is spliced from 6 exons.